This is a messenger RNA of Chrysochloris asiatica (Cape golden mole), 1071 nucleotides long. RefSeq names its product Kruppel-like factor 2 (gene KLF2). The coding region runs from base 1 to 1071 and encodes 356 amino acids. Gene Ontology annotation, molecular function: RNA polymerase II cis-regulatory region sequence-specific DNA binding; DNA-binding transcription factor activity, RNA polymerase II-specific. The transcript is spliced from 3 exons. Gene Ontology annotation, biological process: regulation of transcription by RNA polymerase II. Lineage: Eukaryota; Metazoa; Chordata; Mammalia; Afrosoricida; Chrysochloridae. The record is from RefSeq and is a predicted model, not a curated record.
AUGGCGCUGAGCGAGCCCAUCUUGCCGUCCUUCGCCACGUUCGCCAGCCCGUGCCGCGAGCGCUGCCUGCAGGAGCGCUGGCCACGCAAUGAACCCGAAGCAGGCGGCGCUGACGACGAUCUCAAUAGCGUGCUGGACUUCAUCCUGUCCAUGGGGCUGGACGGCCUGGGCGCCGAGGCCACCCCGGAGCCGCCACCACCACCGCCUCCUGCAUUCUACUACCCAGAGCCGGGUGCACCGCCACCCUACGGUGCCCCAGCGGGCGGCCUGGUGUCCGAGCUACUGCGGCCAGAGCUGGACGCACCGCCGCCGCCAGGGCCGCCGCCAGGGCCUGCGCUGCACGGCCGCUUUCUGUUGGCGCCGCCCUGCCGCCCAGUCAAGGCCGAGCCCCCCGAGGCCGACGGCAGCAACUACGGUUGCGUGCUUGGCUUGGCCCGCGGACCGCGCGGCCUCAAGCGUGAGAGCGGUCCGGGCGCUGCCUGCAUGCGGGGCCCCUCGGGCCGCCCGCCGCCCUGCGACACGCCGCCGCUCAGUCCUGAUGGCCCCUCGCGCCUGCCAGCACCUGGCCCGCGCGCCGCUUUCCCGCCGCCCUUCGGGGGUCCGGGCUUCGGAGCUGCGCCCUCGUCUGGUCUGCACUUCGCACCACCUGCCGGUGCCUUUGGCCUCUUUGAGGACGCGGCGGCUGCUGCAGCCGCCCUGGGCCUAGCACCCCCAGCCGCCCGCGGCCUGCUCACACCGCCCGCCUCGCCGCUAGAGCUGCUGGAGGCCAAGCCCAAGCGCGGCCGCCGCUCUUGGCCCCGAAAGCGCACGGCCACGCACACCUGCAGCUAUGCUGGCUGCGGCAAGACUUACACCAAGAGUUCGCACCUCAAGGCGCACCUACGCACGCACACAGGUGAGAAACCCUACCACUGCAACUGGGACGGCUGUGGCUGGAAGUUCGCGCGCUCCGACGAGCUCACGCGGCACUACCGCAAACACACAGGCCACCGGCCGUUCCAGUGCCACCUGUGUGACCGUGCCUUCUCCCGCUCUGACCACCUGGCUCUGCACAUGAAAAGACACAUGUAG